Rotaria sordida is the source of this 704-nucleotide messenger RNA. The record is from the annotation of a GenBank genome assembly. Lineage: Eukaryota; Metazoa; Rotifera; Eurotatoria; Philodinida; Philodinidae.
GCGAUAAACAACAUGGAUAUCAACCAACAACAUUACCAGAUAAAAACAAUGGACGAUAUGCUUAUUUAACUAUAUUUCCAACCAAAUCUGUUGUUAGUUGUCUUGCACCUCAUGAAAUUGCUCGACGUCAACAUGGAGCAUACACUUUAGAUGCUCUGAUGAUGAUGAAUAAAUAUGAUUAUUCCGAUGGCUUUAGUUUAUCUGAACAAGAUGCUGAAGAACUAGCUACACGAUUACAAAUAGGCAAAUCAAUCAUUACUUUCAAUGCUGAUCGACUUCGUGGAAUCUGUUGUACUCUUCUUGCAUUACAUGAAUUGUUUCGACAAAUUGUUCUAUAUAAGAGAGAUGUUGCCUUGAAAGAACCUAUAUUCAAUUCAAAACAAAUAACUGUAGCAUUAGAAUUCUAUCUACAAAUAGAUGUGGAUCUCGUCUACAUGAAAACUUGUUCAUUUCGAGGAGCUAAACCUCAAUCGAAGAUGGAAGGUCUUUUCUGUGGAAGAGAUGAACUUCAAGCAAGAUAUGCAUUGACUCCAUGUGGCAAUCUAUUCUGCCUAUGUUGUUAUCCAUUAAAUAAUUACAAGAAAAGUCAUACAUGGCCAGUGGUUGAUUUUGUCUCAAGUUCCAUGCAUCAAUUUGUCAAUGGCUACACUACGUAUCUCGAUUGUCCAGCAGUAUGUUCUUAUCAAAUAUUGAAUGUUUAUUGA